This is a messenger RNA of Didymella exigua CBS 183.55, 2021 nucleotides long. RefSeq names its product glycosyltransferase family 22 protein. NCBI's taxonomy places the organism in Eukaryota, Fungi, Ascomycota, Dothideomycetes, Pleosporales, Didymellaceae. Bases 302 to 1867 code for a protein of 521 amino acids. Gene Ontology annotation, biological process: GPI anchor biosynthetic process. Gene Ontology annotation, molecular function: alpha-1,2-mannosyltransferase activity. The transcript is spliced from 4 exons. Gene Ontology annotation, cellular component: endoplasmic reticulum membrane. The record is from RefSeq and is a predicted model, not a curated record.
CCUGACCCGGCAGUCAGACGAGCUCUUAUCUCCCGUGAACACUGUUCUUAGCUCAAGCUGAUGUCUCGCAAGAUGUGAGCAAGCAAAGUCUGGAGUGCCGCUCGUCGAAUCACUUUGCUCCCCCAACCCCCUUUCCGCGUGGUCUAACGGCGUUGUUUGGGCACCUAUCGUCUGUCAAUACUGGCCUCGAUCGCAAACGAUCUGCUGGCGCUAUAGAUAUCCACUCCAACUCCAUGACAACAGACAUGCGCCUGCGCUGCCUCAUCCUCUCCUCUACCGGCGCAUCUAAUCUGCAUGCACCAUGUGGCGGCGAGUCUACUUCCUCCUGAUCGUGGUGCGCAUCUACUUUGCGCUGUCGCCGAGCUACCUGCACCCGGACGAGAACUUCCAGGGCCCCGAGGUCAUCGCAGGCCGCGUUUUCGACUACCCCGUCCACGAAACAUGGGAGUUCACCUCGGAGCACCCCAUCCGCAGCGCCUUCCCGCUAUGGCUCGCGUACGGCUGGCCCAUGUACAUUCUGCGCUGGCUGUGGGAGGGUUUCGGUUACGAGGUCUCGCCGUCGGUCGUGUACUGGACGCUGCGAGUCCUCAUGCUGACCCUAAGCAUCGUCAUGGAGGACUGGGCUGUCCAUGAGCUGGUCGAGUCGCCCCGCGCUCGACGCGUCGCCGUGCCCCUGGUCGCGUCAUCGUACGUGACUUGGACCUUCCAGACGCACACCUUCUCCAACAGCCUCGAGACGCUGCUUGUGUGUUGGAGUCUGGUGUUAGUUCAGCGCAUUGUGGGAGAUAAGAAACGCUCCGGUAUCUUAGCCUCGUCCAUGUUGGGUGCUAUGGUCGUUGUGGGACUUUUCAAUCGCAUUACGUUCCCUGCCUUCCUAAUUCUUCCUUCGUUACUUCUGUUGCCGCACUUCAAGCGCAAGCCACUCUCCUUAGUCUUCCUCACCUUAGCCGCCCUUUUUACAGCUUUCGUGGCCAUCUGCGUCGACACCGCAUCCUACACGCCUGGCGAGUUCACUUUCUCGAGCGUCUUCAGCAACCCCGUUAUUACACCCCUCAAUAACUUCCUCUACAACUCCGACUCGACAAACCUUGCUCAGCAUGGCAUACACCCAUUGUACCAGCAUUUCCUGGUCAACCUGCCACAGCUUCUUGGACCUGCAUUUCCACUGCUGUUUCUCCUCCGUGGCUCGCAUAUCAGCCCAAUCCUCGUGUCAGCUCUAUCAGGCGUUGCCCUCUUGAGCAUCUUCCCGCAUCAAGAAGCUCGCUUCCUCCUUCCUGCGGUGCCACUGAUCCUCUCCUCGAUUCGACUGCCCCAAAAUCCCCAAGUCAGGAAGUUUUGGACCGCAACCUGGAUCGUCUUCAACGUGGGUCUGGGUACGCUGAUGGGCGUCUACCACCAAGGUGGCAUCGUACCGGUACAAAUCCACAUAGCCAAGACACCCGAAUUCGUCACUCACGCGUUCUGGUGGAAGACUUACAGCCCACCAACUUGGCUUCUGAAUGGCAAGAACGAAGAGCUUACUACCGUCGACUUGAUGGGCAUGCCGGGAUCAGAAAUGCUCGAUACUGUCAAAGCCUCGUUGCCAACUUGCCGGACACGAAAACCGCCAAAGAUUGAAGGGCGAGGCGCAAUAUACCUGGUAGCGCCGAGAUCUGCCUACUUUCUGAAGCCAUUCCAGAAUCCUGCCCGUCGCGAGGAAAUCGAGCUUGAGGAAGUCUGGAGCUACCGACAACACCUGAACCUCGACGAUAUGGACUUCGACGACGACGGUGUGUGGCCGACGCUGAGCAGAGUAGUUGGCGACCGCGGGCUGGUUGUGUGGCGGGUGACUAGGAAUUGCUGGGCCACUGAAGCACCGGCUCAGUGAGCGUCGCGCUGAGUGAGCGGCGCUUUUUGCCGCGACUCACCCUCAUCAACGAGGGGCAGCUAUCUCUUUGUUAUUUGAUCAUUACAGCAUCUCCUUCUCGUUUACUUAUUCACACCAAGAUACCCUCUUAGAUAUAGCUCUCCUAAUCUGAAAC